Messenger RNA from Alnus glutinosa, 890 nucleotides. RefSeq names its product cyclin-dependent kinase inhibitor 7. The coding region runs from base 82 to 612 and encodes 176 amino acids. The transcript has 4 exons. The record is from RefSeq and is a predicted model, not a curated record. NCBI's taxonomy places the organism in Eukaryota, Viridiplantae, Streptophyta, Magnoliopsida, Fagales, Betulaceae. Gene Ontology annotation, molecular function: cyclin-dependent protein serine/threonine kinase inhibitor activity. Gene Ontology annotation, biological process: negative regulation of cyclin-dependent protein serine/threonine kinase activity. Gene Ontology annotation, cellular component: nucleus.
AAUAGCAAAACUAGAAGGAAUAGGAAAAAGGAAUACUACUUGUAAAAGUCAGAGAAAACGGUGGUAGAGAGGAGAGAGAUAAUGCAGGGGGAUUGUGUGAGAAACUGUAAGCGGAAUGCUGUGGUGGAGGGCUCAAGCACAGGCGCGGCGGUGGCGAAGAGGAGGAGAGUUGUUGGUUUUGCUUCGCCAAAUGUCGAGCUAGAGAACCAGCGUUUGUGCAUGGAUUCCGGCGGAAUGAACGCCGGUGACUUGUGCUCGAGUUUUUGUACGGACCAGUUCCCGUCGUCUUGUUGCUCCAGCAAUGAGUCGAGCGAGGUCAUGAGGGACAACUUGAGGCGCUUAGAUCUGGAGGCCAAGAGUUCCGAAACCGUAGACUCAACGUACAUCAAGAGCAAAUUCAGCAGAGAGACGACGCCGUCGAGCGAGCUCUGCGGAGACUCAAACGAAAUGGACUCGCUGGCGGCGAAGACUCCACCGAAGGCGGAGAUCGAGGAGUUCUUCGCAAUGGCUGAGAAGUACGAGCAAAAGCGGUUCGCCGAGAAGUACAACUAUGACAUUGCGAAGGAUGUGCCCUUGGAGGGUCGGUACCAGUGGAUUCGUUUGAAGCCAUGAAUUAGGGGAAAGAGAGAGAGAUGCUAAAGUGACAGUGGGUAGCAUAGAGAGUUUGCAUGCGACUUUUGACUGUUCUUUUGUUUAGAAAAUUUAGGAAGGUGUUUUUCUUGGUUUAUUGUACAGCCUUUUCUUUCUCUACUAGUACUGCUACUAUUACUAUGUAAAAAGAACAAAGCUUUGUACUACUAAAAGAAGCUUCUGUCUCUGCAAACUAACCUCCCUUUUGGAAUGAAACAAAAUUUCAUGUAUAAAAGAAAAUUAAAAAAAAAAAAGAAAGA